Mucor mucedo is the source of this 733-nucleotide messenger RNA. RefSeq lists its product as uncharacterized. The transcript is spliced from 2 exons. The record is from RefSeq and is a predicted model, not a curated record. NCBI's taxonomy places the organism in Eukaryota, Fungi, Mucoromycota, Mucoromycetes, Mucorales, Mucoraceae. The annotation marks the transcript as partial.
GAAAACAAAAAAAGACCAAUUAUGAUGAUAGCAACUGGGGUGAUGGAACAAAAAACAGCGUUGAAUGCAUUCUUAGGAAGGGUAGUCGAAGAAAAAUUCCACAUGAAGCCCCUCUCAAUGUCCGUAAUCCCAUUCGGUCCAACGCAGCUCUCUGAGGGUGUGAAAGAGGGAUAUUUCCAUGUAAACUUGUCUGCCACUCAAGAUUUUGAAAUCGGCCCCGAUUUUUUCCAAUCAACCUUUGGUGUGAAUGAUGAUUUGGGUAUAUGAAAUCCUUGUAAUAUUUUGCAUUAUUCUAACCUAAUCCAAACUCUAAAUAUCUAGAAUCCUUAAAUAAUAAUAUGCAUGAUCGUGAUCAACCCACCGUACAUCCAGACGAUGAAGAAAUUCAAAAUCCACAAGAAAACAAUUCCACUACUACUUCAAAUGUACACAACGACGUGGAUGAGGAUGAUUCAAGCGAUGAAGAUCUUGAAGGGGAUCAAGCUGCCCGAGAGUACUUUCGUUCCGGAAGAAGAUUCUCUGAUUCCAGCAGCGAUGAUGACUUCGAAAUGGAGUCAUCUAAAAAAGACGCGACGCCGGUAUUGCUUGAUAGCGACGGUGAGAUCGUUGAUGAAGAAAUAGAUCGUAUGCAGGAAUAUGUGGAUGAGGUAGAGCAAGAGCUUUUAAAAAGACCAGACGCAAUGCAACAAAAAGGUGAUUCCGCAAAUGGAAGAAAUGAAGAAAGGGCAGCAGA